UAAAAACACUGUUAAACGUUUGACACUUCGUCUUUUUACUUUCCAGCGUUACAACACGGGUGUACGUCGUCAAUAAUGUAGUUCUAUUAGCCCGUCAUUUCCACUUUUGAAGCCCUUUUCUCGCAGCGCUGAUAAUGCUGAAGAUGAAGCUACCGAUGAAAACGGGCGAGGAAGGAGGCGACGAGACGGCCGAGGACGAGUCACUGGAUCGGUCGGAGCACCAGCAGCAUAUCCCCGGGGCGGUCUCCCACUUCUCCUCUGUGUCCGACGGGCUGGAGGAUUCGCCCAGACCUCAUAUGCACCCACCCCAGCUGGACAAGGAGACAGUUUUCGAGUGGUUCGGCCUACAUCUAAACCCCGCUAAGCGUGUCGAGUUCAUGUGCGGGCUGCUACAUAUGUGCCAGCCUCUGGAGCUCCGCUUUUUGGGAUCUUACUUAGAGGAUCUGGCUAGAAAAGACUAUCAUGUUUUACGGGACUUCGAGUUUCGGGCGAAUAGUCCGAGCGAUUUGGGGUUAUUAACGGACGUGAUCGACCCGGUGGUUAGAUCCAAGCUCUUGGUCUGCCUGUCCCUCCUCGGGUCUGACAGGAGGGAGUGUGCCGGGAUACUCUUUCGGAUACUGAGCCGUGUAGAUCCGGCCUCGUUCUGCAGAAACUACUCCCUUCCCCCGUUCAGGGAUCACCCGGUUCACCCACCGUGUCAGGGCGGGAGUGUGACCGGGCGGACAGAGCAGCCGUGCGGCGUCUCCUCUAACGACGCCGCGGUAGGAGCUCUGGAGCAGUUGGCGCUGCUGUUCACCAUGGCCUCCCUACACCCAGCUUUCCAUUUCCACCAGCGGGAGGAGGUCCGAGAGAAACUCGACAAAAUAGAGCUCGCCGUAGAAGAGGAGAGACGUCAAAGUCAACUUGGAGUAAACGCCCAGACGAAGGAUUUGAAGUCGGACUACCUGCCCUCCUCAGCUCUUGGUAUGGGGGACUGUACGGACUCCCACCCUCCUUGCCAGAGCCGACGCUCAAGCCGCUGGGCAACGCAAAGAGAAGCGGUGCAUAUAGAGGGAAUUGUUCUCCGGGGCAUCUCUCGGACCAGGAUAGACAAGGAAUACAACUUUGAGGUGAAGUGGUCAGACUCUUCUUCUAGCAGUGUGACCAAAACUCAUCUAGAACUGGAGAACUUCCUGCUUAAGCUUCCUAAGGAUCAGUGCACUGAGUCUUUCGAGAAGGGCAUCCUGAGACUUCUGAACCAGGGGGACCAGUAUGAGAGCAGAGAGGUGGAGAAGAACCUCAGGGAAAGGUUCCUGUCGGCCCCUCCAGUUUUCAGACAGACCAGAAAGGUCUGCAGCUUCUUCAAUUGUGACUCCAGUUACUCCACCAAACCCUCCUGCAGAUGCAACUGCCAGCUGGGAAAGGCCUACCAAGGAGACUGCUCUGAUGCCUCCAGUCAGGAGGAAGAUUUAGAGUCGUAUGUUCAGGGACACAAGAAGAAGCAUGGGACCAAGAGUCCAUGUCCAGGUCUCUCUAGUGCCAAAGGCCCCCAGGGGGACAGCCGGAGGGGGGGCCACGCUGCAGAGCUCAACGGUCCAGUGGAGAGGAGGAAGAAGGGCUGCACGCUGAGGAGCAGCCAGGAGGCCGAACAGCACCAGGACAGUGAGAAGAGAGGACACCCAGUCACUAAAACCAAGAGCAGAGUGCUGCCCACAGACAGAGAUAAGGGGAAGGUGAAGGCAGCCUAUGUGACUAAUGGUGGUUUGGUAGCUGUUCUGCCUCCUCAGAGGAAAGAUGGAGGUUCUGGCCCUGAUACGUUUGGUGAAACAUCAUCAGAGAGUUACAGUUCUCCAUCCAGCCCCCAACACAGAGGACCAGAGAGCCUGGACAGUGAGGACGACAACAACAAAGAUACUGACAGCCACUCUGAUGACUCCAGCAAAGGCCCAGGCCCAGACAUGUUCUUCACCCACCAGACUGCUCCAGCUGUGGUGGGGGAAGUCUCCUCUGUCCAUCCUCUGUCUCCCAACAACCACCAGGCCCACAUGGAGUACUCCUGCCCAGAGACCAGCAAGGACUUCCCCCCUCUCUCCUUCAUGCCUUCUCUGCCCUACGUGCUCAACGGGGCCGCUGACCCUCCGCUUCCUAUUGUCCCUGAUGGGAAGCCCUCUUCUGGGCCGCUGAUGAUGCAGAUGCCCCUAGUGCCUCCACCCGUGAUAGGCCCCGGAAUGGUGGGAGACCCCGAGAAAAGGGACAUGCUCUCCACUUUUGGGAUUGCAGCUAUCGGGCUUCACCCAGCAGGAAGCCCUGCUGUCCAGCCUCUGGUUCAGAGGUUCAAAACAGGUUUAUCUCAUAGCCAAAGUGGCCCCGAUGGAGUAUCAGGAAGUGGUUCGACUCCCGCCGGCCCGCAGGCUCCUCACCAAGCCCCUAUAAGAGCCAUCAGCAUAUUGUCUCCUGGCCCCACAUCCUUCUCCUCUCCUCCUCAGCCGUCUCUGCCCUGCCAAGACCCAGCCAGCGUCAGCUCAGGCCUAGCUUCCUCUCUGCCGCUGGGGGAGCCUUCACACGCCAAGCACCCGGGUUUAACGUUACCUUCUGGCCUGCCUUCUCCCUACAACAUGCCCCCCGUCCCCACCUCUGUCAUGCCCACUGUAGGAGCACCUACAGUCACUGGAAUAGCUCCAAAUCCCGGGCACUUACAAGCAGCUGUUCCUCCAGCUGUGCCCACACACACCCCCGGACCUGCCCCCAGCCCAAGCCCAGCGCUUACUCACAGCACGGCACAUAGCGACUGUAUAUCCUACAGCAACAGCAGCGCUUCCUGUGGAAGUGCUCCUGUGGCCCCUGGCAACCCCAUUACUCUUCAGCAAACCCAGCAGCAACAGGUGGCUCCCCAGCAGCCGACACCACCGCCACCACAACCACAGCAGCAACCGAUGGGCUGUGGGACCUGCGGCUGUCACAACAACUGCGGCGGUCGAGGCGGCAGCAGCAACAGCGUCAGCGGCUGCCAGACGCACCUGUUCUUCCCCACCCACCAGAUGGCAGCAGCGCCGCGCCAGGUGUUCAGCGUUCAGCCGCCCCUCUUCCAGCUCGCGAACCUGUGCAGUAGCAGCUACCUCACCCAGGCCCAACCACCUCAUCAGGCCAAUGGCGCCGCCACCCUUCCCACCUUCUUCCCUACUGCUCCGCCUCCCGGCCACCCGCCCCCUUACGGCCCCCUCCACACUCACCCUCACAGCCACGGAGACGUGCCGUCGCACAUGCUGGGCACCCAGGCAGCGGCGGUGGCCGCGGUGGCAGCAAACUACAACAUCCAGCAGCAGAUGGCACCUGCACCGACGUUCUGCCAGCGCGUCUACCAGCACGUGUACCCGAAUCCUCUGGGGAUGCUGCCCUCCACCACGCUGGGGGGCGGCGGCGGAGUCAAUAAGAAGAACGGGAACGUGUCCUGUUAUAACUGCGGAGUGAGCGGACACUACGCUCAGGACUGCAACCAACCCUCCAUAGACUCCACACAGCAAGGUGGCUUCCGGUUAAAGUACGCAGCCUCCCACAUUUCAGAAGCACUUGAUAACGCUGACUGAAGAAGACGAAGAAGAAGAAUGGAUGAAGGUUCCUCUUCCUAGACACUGCACAUGAGCAGUGCAAGUGACGCUUCUGUGUAUUUCAGGAAAAACGACAUUCAACGACAAAAAAACAAACAUUCUCAAAGAAAGAGUGACCUGCCAAGGGCUCAGCGGACAAAAGCCUAAGUAAUCGUGCCUGAGAAGAUCUUGUUGCCGUGGAGAUGACUUCACUGUCUCAAGCACACGAACAGUCCACGUGACUCACGGUCCUUUCCCUUUCAGUUAGUUUUUUGUUUUUUUUCCCAUAUUUUGCACUGAGGGUUGGAAACGAUUAACUUAUUACUUAAUUAUUAGGAAGAUCAGAGAUUUUUUUUGAGGAUUUGUUUUUAAAGCGGAGACUAGUCUCGACUAAAAAGAAAAGUUCUUAUACACUUAUUUCUAAAACAGCGUAUUUAUGUUUUUUUUUCCUCAUUAUUACUGUUCAUCUAGGUUUUUAUUGUAAGAAUUGUACAGCAGUUUUCAAAGAUUUAAAGGAGAAUCAAAAAUGUAAGCGAAAUUGAUUUUUAUGUUUGUUCAUUUUUCAAUCUUGCUGUAAGGUUGUUUUUUUUGAAUGUACACCUCUUCUUCUCAUUUAAGGAAUCUGACUGUAUCAAAAGUGUAUGGAUCUAAUCCAUUUUUUUGCCACUUGAUGUGUUAUGUUGGAUGGUAAUUGCUGCUUUGUCAUUUUUCACGUUUUUUUUCCUCGGUGAUGUGCACUAUAGCGAAGCAGGAACGAGAGUGCUUAAACUAACAGUCCUCAGCGUCACACUACAUGUAAGGAUUCAUUCGUUUUCAUCUGCGAAAUCAACACAAAAGAGCAAAACCGAUCAGAGAUAACAGAGUUUUGACUGUUUUAGUAUACGCGAGUGUUUCGGGUGUGAAAUGGCUUUUUAUGGCUAACUUUUUUUUAGAGCGAGUGAGACUUCUUAGUGUUGCUAAAUUAAACUGCAGAUACUGUAGAAAUACAUUUCCUCAGCCCACUUGAGUGUCAGAUCAAUACAUCUGUUCCAGAAGAUAGCUCCACUACUACAACUACAACUAGCAGUACUACUUUCCCCCAAACUUUAUCCAUGGCCAUUUCUGUAAGGCCACUAUUGGGCCAGAAAUGUACUUACUACAUUUAUUGAGCACAUUGGAGGACACUACAUAAGCUUUGAUAACCUGAAAAACAUGACAUCAUGUUUUUAGCCACUACUGGGAAGUAUCUAAAGGCCUUAGUGUGCUUCAAAUGAACAAGGUCACAUGAAAAGGCUAAAUUGUCACCGUAGCAUCUUCCUACUACCUUCCCCAUUUCUUCUGUCUGUUAUGCAUCUUGAUAUUCUCAAUGCAGAUGAAUAGUAAUAGCAACAGAGCUGCACUCUUCCUACCCUGCUUACUGUUACACCUCUGCACACACUGACCAGUCACUAUGUGAAGUAGGAGAGGGUUCACUAUACUUUGUAGGUACUAGUUCAUACAAAGUGCUGUCUGACCAUCCCUGAAGGCUCAAGUUUUUAUUGGUUUUCCGAACAACUGAACAGUGACUUUUAUGUUGUUUAUCUCUCAAAGUGACUGAGGUUGUGCAGGAAAUGAAGAAGAGCUAUCACUGCUGUCACUCCUCUUCAAACCUGCUCAAUUCUUGCAUCAAGUUGUGACUUUUCAGAACAAAAUUGAACUUUUUGUGAAGCAUACUGAGGCCUUGAAAAUAUUAACAAUAUUAACAGUUAACAGUGUUGGAGUGACACCUUUAGACAUAAGGUUUUUUUGUUUUUUUUUUGUUUUAAUGUAGGACAAUUAUCUUUUGCUUCCAUCACUGUAUGAGAGUCAAUUGUGCUGAUGGUGCAUCCAGCUUGUAACUAUUUGAUGUACACAGACUGGCAGGACAUUUCUAUAGAAUCAAAGCACUACUUGCCUGUCCUGUUGUUAUAUUGAUGUUAUGCAGAGUUGAUCUUAUCAGACAGCUGUGUGUCAGAGAAAUCCACGUAAUUGUUCACAGCUGGUUCCAUUAUCAGCCUCUAAAAAAAACAGCAGAAUGUGAGGAGAAUGAACACAUUCGAAAUAUCUAUAGUUCUGAUUGUUAAAGCUGCUUUUUUUUAAUUUAUAGAAUUGAUCUGAUGGACAACUUGACAGUUCAUCUUCUGACCUGAGAUACACAGUAUGAACACUAAGGCUUGAAAACACUGAUCGGAGGCAGCGUGUGAGAAUGUGAGGCUCUAAUAGUACUCAUAUAAAACAGCUGUGAGAAGUGACACUAACGUUGAACAUAAUGUAGCACUUUGAGUUGAGUGUAACAAGGAUCUAUAGGUGGUGUCUGUCCCGUUUCCUUUAAGAUAACCCCCCCCCCCCAAAAAAAAAAAAAAAAAAAAAACUUCCUUUCUUUAAGCCAUCAGUUUUUUUUCUUGCAGUACAGCAGCCAAUUUUUCUCAGUGAUGCUCUCUUGUGUCUGAAAGUUCUAGUUUCUCAUAAUUAAUGUGAUCAUACUGGAUGUCAUUUAUGCUUCCUUAGCAUUACUUUUGGCCACUUGUGUUUUUUCCUCAUCAGGUGUGUGUAGGUGUGUGUGUGUGUGUGUGUGUGUGUGUGUGUGUGUGUGCUGCUCUCUGGUUGCGUUCAGGGGCUUUUGUGGAAGCUUCAGUGAAAAUCUAUGCAUACACACUUUGUUUCUGACAUGAAUCUGUAAAAAGGACACGCUGAAAGUCUCCGGUUUUGAAUUUGAACAUUAUUUUAUGUCUCAAACUGUUUCUACACCCCCCACCUUCUGAAAAGUUCUUCCUUUUUCAUGCGAGACUUGAAAGCGGGUCGAGAAGAUCCGGUGAUCACGAGCAGCAACAACGAUUGAUGAUGUGGACCAGUCAGACUGAGUAGUGGAUAAAGAGAGGGAGUCGCGUGUAGAUAACUGAGGACGCACCGAACAACCCGAGUGUAGUUUUGUUGACCUUUUGACGGUUUGAGAAAAAUAGAAAAUAAAUAAAUAAAAAAUGCUGUACUGUACAUUUGCAAGGGGUCACUCUGCUGCCACCCUCAGUUGUAAUGUUUACUGUACUCUUUGAUAUCUAUGUACUGGAAAGGUCAAAUAUAUUUCUAGAGCGGAAAUUUGGAUUUUAUGCAAAUUGUUGAUCUGUUUUUUUUUUUUCCCUGUAAUUAAAAGCAAUAAAUUUAAAAAAGGUAAA
Messenger RNA from Scomber scombrus (Atlantic mackerel), 6730 nucleotides. RefSeq names its product zinc finger, CCHC domain containing 2 (gene zcchc2). The coding region runs from base 135 to 3563 and encodes 1142 amino acids. The transcript is spliced from 15 exons. Gene Ontology annotation, molecular function: zinc ion binding; nucleic acid binding. NCBI's taxonomy places the organism in Eukaryota, Metazoa, Chordata, Actinopteri, Scombriformes, Scombridae. The record is from RefSeq and is a predicted model, not a curated record.